This is a messenger RNA of Danio aesculapii, 8526 nucleotides long. RefSeq names its product ubiquitin carboxyl-terminal hydrolase 24-like. Gene Ontology annotation, biological process: protein deubiquitination. Gene Ontology annotation, molecular function: cysteine-type endopeptidase activity; cysteine-type deubiquitinase activity; protein binding. Gene Ontology annotation, cellular component: nucleus; cytosol. The transcript has 67 exons. The record is from RefSeq and is a predicted model, not a curated record. Bases 148 to 8013 code for a protein of 2621 amino acids. NCBI's taxonomy places the organism in Eukaryota, Metazoa, Chordata, Actinopteri, Cypriniformes, Danionidae.
UCUGAGCCCCGCUGCCCUCCGCCUGUGACGGGAAUCCAUCGUGACAGGAUACCAGCAGCACCAGCGACUGUAAACAUGGCGGCGUGCACAGCCGGAUGCCUGUGCGAUGUGCCCCGGUACUGAAGUCUCGACCACCGAUACACUUCCAUGAUGGAGACCGAGGAGGAGCAGCAUAUGACCACGCUCUUGUGCAUGGGCUUCCCAGACCCGGUGGCCAUCCGGAAAGCCCUGCGCCUGGCCAAAAACGACAUCAACGAGGCUGUCGCGCUGCUCACCAACGAAAGCCCGGGACUCGGAUACGGCUACGAGCCGAUGGAGAGCGGCCCUUCCCCGGGCAGCGGAGACGGCGAGAACAGCGGUCGCACGGUCACCGGAGGGUUUGAUCCUCCGCCUGCGUAUCACGACGUCGUGGAAAGCGAGAGGGGUAACGAUGAGAAUGGGAACAGUUCUGGGAACAGUAUGGAGUUCCCCACCACUAAUCUGUAUGAACUGGAGAGCAGAGUGUUCACUGAUCACUGGUCCAUCCCAUACAAGAGAGAAGAAUCACUCGGCAAGUGCCUCAUCGCCUCCACCUGCCUGGCCAGACAUGGCCUGGCCGAUGCGGACGAGAACUGCAAAAGGUUCAUUGACCGCUGCAUGCCUGAGGCCUUCAAAAAGUUGCUGACAUCUAGUGCGGUGCACAAGUGGGGAACGGAGAUUCAUGAGGGAAUCUACAACAUGCUGAUGCUGCUGGUGGAUCUGGUCGCAGAGAGAGUCAAACAAGACCCCAUACCCAUUGGCCUUAUGGGUGUUCUUACUAUGGCUUUUAACCCAGAUAAUGAGUAUCACUUUAAGAACCGGAUGAAGGCCUGUCAGAGGAACUGGGCGGAAGUGUUCGGAGAGGACAGCAUGUUUGCUGUGUCGCCCAGCUCCAGCUACCAGAAGGAACCUCAUGGCUGGCUAGUGGACUUGGUGAAUCGGUUUGGAGAAAUGGGAGGCUUCACAGCAAUUCAGUGUAAGCUCAACCAGGAAGAGAUUGAGAUCGGGUGUGUAUCCGCUCUGGUUCAGCCACUCGGUGUGUGUGCAGAAUACCUUAACUCCAACCUGGUGCAGCCCAUGCUGGACCCAGUCAUCCAUAAGAUGAUAACAUAUGUGCAGAACCUGGAGGAGAAAGACCUGAAAGACAAGCGUCUGGUGAGUAUUCCUGAGCUGCUGUCGGCCAUUAAGCUGCUCUGCAUGCGUUUCCAGCGGGAGUUGGUGAACGUGGUUGAUGACCUCCGGCUGGACAUUCUCCUACGAAUGCUCAAAACACCCCAUUUCAGUGCCAAGAUGAACUCCCUCAAAGAGGUCACGAAACUCAUCGAGGAAAGCACAGUGUCCAAGACUGUGAAGAACGCCAUCGAUACAGACCGACUGCUGGACUGGCUGGUGGAAAACUCAGUGCUGUCAAUAGCUCUGGAAGGAAACAUUGACCAGGCCCAGUACUGUGACAGAAUAAAGGGAAUCAUUGAGCUGCUGGGCAGCAAGCUCUCAUUAGACGAACUCUCCAAAAUAUGGAAAAUACAGGCUGGUCAGUCGUCCACUGUGAUCGAGAACAUCCACACCAUCAUCGCUGCUGCUGCUGUCAAGUUCAACUUUGACCAGCUCAGCCACCUCUUCGUCCUCAUACAGAAGAGCUGGGAGGUGGAGAGUGAUCGUGUCAGACAGAAGCUGCUCAGUCUGAUUGGACGGAUUGGCAGAGAGGCUCGAUCUGAGGCAACCACAGGAAAGGUGUUGGAGGUAUUGUGGGACUUGGCACAUCUGCCCACUCUGCCCACCUCUUUAGUGCAGCAGGCUCUGGAAGAGCACCUCACAAUCCUCAGCGAUGCUUAUGCUGUCAAAGAAACCAUCAAGAGGAACUACAUCAUCAAGUGCAUUGAGGACAUCAAGAAGAUGCAAAUACAGGAGGAUUCAAAGUCUCCCAGCGAGACACAGGUCUCUUUUCUAACUGGCACCUGGGGCAAGAAGAAACCAAGCUCAUUGGCUAAAUCGUCUCAGCAGACUAACCCUCAGACAGUGUGGGUUGUGCCAGCUUUACGGCAGCUUCAUGAAAUUACACGGUCUUUUAUCAAACAGACCUACCAGAAACAGGACAAGAGUAUAAUCCAGGACCUGAAGAAGAAUUUUGAGAUUGUGAAGCUGAUCACAGGCUCGCUGGUGUCCUGUCAUCGAUUGGCCGUGUCUGUCGCUGGAUCCAAUGGUCUUUCUGGGUCCACACUGGUGGAUGGACGAUACUCCUAUCAGGAGUAUUUGGAGGGUCACUUGAAGUUCCUUGCAUUCUUCCUCCAAGAAGCCAGUCUGUACCUGGUCUGGAACAGAGCCAAAGAGAUCUGGGAAUGCCUGGUAUCUGGCAUGGAUGUGUGUGAACUGGAUCGAGAGAUGUGUUUCGAAUGGUUCACAAAGGGACAGCAUGACCUAGAAAGUGACGUUCAGCAGCAGCUUUUUAAAGAGAAGAUCCUUAAGCUGGAACCUUACGAAAUCACCAUGAAUGGGUUUAACCUCUUCAAGACCUUCUUUGAGAACGUGAACCUCAGUGACCACCGUCUCAAACGGCAGGGAACACAACUGUGCGUGGAGCGUUUGGAUUUGGCCGGGAUGGACUUUAUCUGGAGGAUCGCAAUGGAGUCUCCGGAUGAAGACAUUGCUAAUGAAGCCAUACAGCUCAUCAUUACCUACAGCUACAUAAACCUCAACCCCAAAAUGAAGAAGGAUUCAGUGUCUCUACAUAAGAAAUUCAUUGCCGACUGCUAUAAGAGAUUAGAGGCUGCUAGCUCUGCGCUGGGCGGGCCGACCCUCACACACGCUGUAACCCGGGCCACCAAGAUGCUGACAGCCACUGCUAUGCCAACGGUCGCCACGUCAGUGCAGUCUCCAUCCAGGUCCAGUAAACUGGUGAUCAUAGAGAGACUUCUGUUAUUAGCAGAGCGCUACGUUAUCACGAUAGAGGACCUGUAUUCGGUUCCUCGAACUAUUCUACCUCAUGGAGCAUCUUUCCACGGCCAUCCUGUUACACUUCACAUCACUUACGAAUCUACCAAAGACACAUUCACCCUGGAGGCCCACAGUAAUGAGACUAUUGGCAGCAUCAGGUGGAAGAUUGCAGAUCAGCUCAGCUGUCCUGUGGACAAUGUGCAGAUAUUCGCCAAUGACAGCAUGCUGACGAUGAACCGUGACCAGAAGCUGCUGAAUCAGCUGGGUUUCUCUGAUGAGCAGAGUCUGACGGUGAAGAGCUCAGGAACAGGUACGCCGUCGGGCAGCUCAGCGGACAGCUCAGCCUCCGCCAGCUCCAGCAGCAGCGGUGUCUUCAACUCUGCAUACGCUCUCGAACAGGAGAAAUCUCUUCCUGGUGUGGUCAUGGCGCUGGUGUGUAACGUCUUCGAGAUGCUGUAUCAGCUUGCCAACUUGGAGGAACCCAGAAUAACUCUUCGUGUGAGGAAGUUGUUGCUGCUCAUCCCGACUGACCCAGAGGUGCAGGACGCCCUCGAUAACUUUGUGCCAAAAGAGUCCAGCGUCUGGAGUCACCAGAAAACUCUGUUUACACUGGGAUCGGAUUCUCAGGCCUCGAAGUCACCAUCUCUGUCCAGCAAACAGCAGCACCAGCAGAGUGCAGCGUCCAUCCUGGAGUCUCUGUUUCGCUCCUCUGCCCCGGGCAUGUCCACCUUCAGAGUGCUCUAUAACCUGGAGGUUUUGAGCUCCAAGCUGAUGCCCACAUCUGAUGAUGAAAUGGCCAAGACCAGUGUCAAAUCUUUCUGUGAGAACUUCCUCAAAGCAGGAGGUCUCAGUCUGGUGGUUAACGUCAUGCAGAGAGACUCUAUCCCGUCUGAGGUGGACUACGAGACCAGACAGGGAGUCUAUUCCAUCUGCCUGCAGCUGGCCAGGUUUCUACUGGUAGGGCAAGCUAUGCCUAGUAUCAUGGAUGAGGAGUUAAGCAAGGAUGACACUCUGUCCUCUCGACCGUUUCGUAACGCUGGCCGUCAGAGCGGCCGUCAGCUCUCCGUCUGUGGAACUCCAGAAAAGUCUUCCUACCGGCAGGUGUCCGUGUCUGACAGAUCCUCCAUCAGAGUGGAAGAAAUCAUCCCAGCUGCCCGUGUCGCCAUACAGACAAUGGAGGUGGGAGACUUCACAUCCACUGUUGCGUGUUUCAUGAGACUCACCUGGGCAGCAGCUGCAGGCCGAUUGGACCUGGUUGGCAGCAGUCAGCCAAUCAGAGAGACGACCAACUCUCUUCUCCCACUGGGUGUCCGCAGCAGGGUCAGCAGCACAGGAAGUAACUGCAGUUCCAGCAGUGAGGGUGAGGUGACCACACUGCAGGCUGGAAUAUGUGUCAAACAGCUGUUUGUGUCCAUUAAAGACACCAUCAUCGCACGAGAAGCACUCUCUUUACUCGUCACAUGCCUUCAGCUACGCUCCCAACAGCUAUGUUCAUUUUACUCUCUGCUGUCUGUGAAUGAUUUCAUCAUUGAUAUUCUACUGGGUUCACCGAGUGGAGAGAUCCGGCGUGUGGCAUGUGAUCAGCUGUACACUCUCAGUCAGUCGGACACUUCUGCGUACCCAGAGCUCCAGAAGCCGAACCUCUUCCUGCUGAAGGUGGUCCUGACAGCACAACUUCCUCUCUGGUCGCCCACCAGCAUCAUGAGGGGUGUCAACCAAAGGUUGCUUUCACAAUGCACAGAGUAUUUUGACCUGAGGUGCCAACUGCUGGAUGACCUGACAACUUCAGAAAUGGAGCAGCUUCAGAUCGGGCCAGCGGCGAUGCUGGAGGACGAGAUCAGCUGGCUAGAUAAUUUCGAGCCCACCUGGACUACUGAGCUGGAAACCAGUGAGGCCGACAACAUCCUGCUGGCCGGACACCUGCGCCUCAUCAAAACCCUUCUGUCCCUCUGUGGCACUGAGAAAGAACAGUUCGGUCCUUCCCUGAUCCAGCAGCUGUUGGACGACUUUCUGUUCAGAGCCUCUCGAAUCAUCCUGAACAGUGACAGCUCCUCUAGCACUACAGCAUCUAUACACGACUUUCACCCCAAGUGCAGUACAGUCAGUAGUCGUCUGGCGGCGUAUGAAGUGCUGGUCAUGUUGGCUGACAGCUCUCUGACUAACCUGCAGCUCAUCACUAAAGAGCUGCUGUCCAUGCACCAUCAGUCUGACCCAUCCCUCACCAAAGAGUUUGACUAUCUUCCUCCUGUAGACAGUCGCUCUAUUUCUGGGUUUGUGGGUUUGAAGAACGGCGGUGCGACAUGCUACAUGAACGCAGUGUUUCAGCAGCUCUAUAUGCAGCCUGGUUUGCCUGAGGGUGUCUUGUCGAUUGAAGAUGACACUGAAAACCCAGAGGAGAGUGUCUUCUGUCAGGUACAGUCUCUGUUUGGUCACCUGAUGGAGAGCAAACUGCAGUAUUAUGUACCCGAGAAUUUCUGGAAGAUUUUUAAGAUGUGGAAUAAAGAGUUAUAUGUGCGAGAACAGCAGGAUGCCUAUGAGUUCUUCACCAGUCUGGUGGAUCAGCUUGAUGAACAUCUGAAGAAAAUCGGUCGAGAGCAGAUCUUCAAGAACACAUUUCAAGGCAUUUUCUCUGACCAGAAGAUAUGCAAAGACUGUCCACACAGGUAUGAGCGUGAGGAGACCUUCAUGGCUCUGAAUUUGGGUGUGACGUCCUGUCAGAGUCUGGAAAUCUCUCUGGAUCAGUUCGUCAGAGGGGAAGUGCUGGACGGCAGCAAUGCAUAUUACUGCGAGAAGUGUAAAGAGAAGAGAACGACUGUGAAGCGGACAUGUAUAAAGUCCCUGCCCAGCGUGCUGGUCAUUCACCUCAUGAGAUUCGGCUUUGACUGGGAGAGCGGACGCUCCAUCAAAUAUGACGAGCAGAUCAGAUUCCCGUGGGUGCUGAACAUGGAGCCGUACACUGUGUCAGGAAUGGCCCGUCAAGAUUCCAGUGCAGAUCAUGGAGAGAAUGGGAGAGGGGGUGAGGCUGGAUCCGGGGGAUCACCUCGGAAGAAGGUCACCAUCUCUGAGAACUACGAGCUGGUGGGAGUGGUGGUUCACAGCGGACAGGCCCACGCCGGACACUAUUACUCCUUCAUCAAAGACCGCCGGGGUAGUGCACGAGGACGCUGGUAUAAGUUUAACGACAAUGUUGUGGAAGAGUUCGACAUGAAUGACGAGACUCUGGAGUACGAGUGUUUUGGGGGAGAAUACAGACCCAAAGUUUAUGACCAGUCAAACCCUUACCCGGAUGUGCGGCGGCGCUACUGGAACGCCUAUAUGCUGUUCUACCAGCGCAUCAGUGACCAGAAUUCGCCCGUCCUGCCUAAAAAGAGCCGCGUCAGCAUCAUGAGGCAAGAGGCAGAGGAUCUCUCUCUGUCAGCCCCAUCCUCUCCGGAGAUCUCACCCCAGUCUUCUCCACGACCACCCAGAGCCAACAACGACCGGCUCACUCUGCUCACACGCCUGGUAAAGAAAGGAGAAAAGAAAGGUCUGUUUGUGGAGAAGAUGCCCGCCAGGAUCUAUCAGAUGGUGAGAGAUGAAAAUCUGAAGUUUAUGAAGAACAGAGACGUUUACAACAGCGAUUAUUUCAGCUUCACCCUGUCUCUGGCUUCUGUCAACGCUACAAAGUUAAAGCAUCCAUCAUAUCAGGCCAUGGCAAAGACCAGUCUGCAGUUGGCCGUCCAGUUCCUCUUCCACACAUACCUGCGCACUAAGAAGAAACUCAGGGUGGACACAGAGGAGUGGAUCGCCACCGUGGAGGUUUUGUUGUCCAAGAGCAGCGAGGCUUGUCAGUGGAUGGUCCAGUAUCUGGUGGCACCUGAAGGACGGGAGAUCAUCAAGAUAUGUCUACUGGAGUGCAGUGUGCGAGAGGUACGUGUUGUAGUGGCCACUAUCCUGGAGAAGACCCUAGAGAGUGCUCUCUACUUCCAGGACGCUGGACUGGACUGUCUGCUGGACAUGCUGCUGUCUCUGCUGGAUAAAGACGUCCCGGACAACUGCAAGAACUGCUCUCAGUACUUCAGCCUCUUUAGCAACUUUGCUCAGAAGGGCUGUGGGCCUUGUCAGCUGCUGCUCAAACAUUCAGCUUAUCGCCGCAUGCUUGUCUUCCUCCUGGGACCCAACCGGCAAAACAACCAGCAUCGGCGCUGGAGUUCAGCCCAGGCUCGAGAGUUUCUGCAUCUCCACAACACUCUGGCCCUCAUAGUGCUGCACACUGACCUCACAUCUCAGCGGACAGAAGCUCAAGGAGUGUUCAAGCAGGCCUCAUCAGGUCUGGUGGCUCCGUCUUCAGUCCUCCUGCCUCUUCAUCCAGAUAUCAACACUCUGCUCUUCAAGGCUGAUGGACAGGCGUAUCUGAUGGAGGUGAUGUUUGCCAUGCGUGAGCUGUCCGGCCCUUUGUCUUUUCUCAUCGAGAUGAUCACGUACUGCUCCUUUUGUAAUGAACCUUUCUCACUUGGAGUCCUGCAGUUACUCAAGAAUCAUUUGGAAACAGCUCCUCCUCAUGAACUGAAGAACGUCUUUCAGAUGCUGCUGGAAAUCCUAAUGGUAGAAGAUCCCCUGCAGUCUCAGAGACUCAAAUUUGCUUUUGAAUCUGAAAAAGGUCUUCUGGCUUUGAUGCAUCAGAGCAACAAUGUGGACAGCAGUCGCUGCUACCAGUGUGUGAAGUUCCUGGUCACACUGGCACAAAAAUGUUCUCCAGCUAAGGAUUAUUUUAAGGAACUUUCAGGACACUGGAGUUGGGCAGUGCAGUGGCUUCAGAAGAAGAUGUCUGAGCACUACUGGACGCCCCAGAGUAAUGUAUCGAAUGAGACGUCCACGGCUAAAACCUUCCAGCGCACCAUUUCAGCACAGGACACUCUAGCUUACGCCACAGCUUUACUGAAUGAGAAGGAUCAGUCCGGCAGCAGUAAUGGAUCUGACGGCAGUCCAGCCAAUGAGAACUCAGACCGAAGCCUCAGACAGGGAUCCGAAUCCCCAAUGAUGCUGGGCGACUCCCGGAGUGAUCUAGAAGACGUGGACCCAUAAGCGCAGCCGUUUGUAUGCAACAAAACAACACAAAAAGGUUCUCUCUGACGGUUAAAAAACAUGUUGUGGCUCUAUAGAGACAAUCAGAAAACUGCAUUUGAUCUUGUAUGGACCAAAAGCAGAAAAAGGGCCCGUCGGAGCACUCGCUCGCUCUUCAGGACGCAUCGCGGAAGACGUGAACGAAAAGCGUUAUUUUUUUUUUUUUUUUUUUUUUUUUUUUUUUUUCUACUGGUGGUUAAAACUGGCUGGAUGAAACUAAGAGUUGUUCAGUUUUUUCGUCAAAUUCGACGAGUUCUGUCAGACGAUUGGGACUUAAUAAAAACAAAGGCUCUCGUUUUCCUUGAGGUUUUUACGCAGGAAACUACUGCUCCACAGUGUCAGAUGGGGGCGUUUUAAAAAGAAAUCCAAAAUCAGCGUGUAUUUGCCAAUGUAAUUACGUAGAUACUGUUCAUGAGAAAUGUAAAGAUGUGUUCCAUAUGUGUAAUUUCAAAUGUAAAAUAAUAUUUUUAAGAA